AUGGCGUUGGAUCAGAAAGAUGCCUUUCGUGAUUUACAAUUCAAUGGUCAGCCUUCUGGUUACAGGGAUUUUAGAAGAAAAACAUUGUUAGCUGUUGCUGGAUUAGAGGACAAGCAUGCUCAUCUGGCGGGUCCAAGACUGUUGGCCCGUUUAUCUGGAGAAGCUUGGCGUGCUACCGAGCACCUACCCAUCAAUCAGAUCAGAAGCCCUGACGGCUGGCUUGCAGUGAUCAAAGCCUUGGACGAUCACUACAGGUACUUGCCAGAGACUGAAUUGCACGAGGCCAUCGAAGAGUUCCUCUUUCAACUGAAGCGCCGCAAUGGCGAAGGCGCUACAUCUUUCUCAUCCCGUUUCCGAACACAGCUGGAUAGGGUUCAGACCUUGAUUGCACAGGAGAGGGAAUUAGCUAGAAAGAAACGUAGGAAGAAGGAUUCUGGAAAAGACGCCGCUUCCAGCAGUCUGGAAGAAACUGACAUGAGUGAUGGUGCAGGCUCCUAUGGCACUGCACGUGGCCCGGCUCCAUCAGCCGAUGCUGAGCCCCAGGUCCAACCAAGGACACCUCCUGAGACUGGCGAUGAACAAGAGCCAACUGCAGGUGGUGCCGCUGCAGCUGCUGAACCUCAAGAAGAAGGUCGAGCUAGAUCAGAGAAGGCCAGAUCUGAACGAUCGGCAUCCAAAGCCCCAUCAUCUCAUCGAGAAUCUCAUGGCCAAAAGAAGCGACAUGGUUCAACACUUUCUCAUGGAACUUUUCAUGAAGAUCAUGCGAAAAGUUUGAGGAAAAUGCAACAUAUGCUGGGCACACUGGAACCCGGUAAGUUGAAACCUACUCCAAUUUUUCCACAAAGUGUUUUGGGCCAUCUCUACAUGCGAAAGUUUGGAAUGUCACGUGAACAAAGAGCACAAAUCAUCAGGGCGACAAAUGGAUCCUCAAGAUUCACUGAUGUGGAGCGUAUCAUGCGCGCUUCGGACUUGGAGGAAACAAGAGGUGAAGAUCGUCGUCAGAUGAAAACCGGAAAACGCGAUGCCUAUGUGGUGACGCAGAAACAUGGCAAACAACAGAUCUACAUGGCUGAGGAUGAGGAUUCUUCCGAGUUGGUAGACUAUGAGGACGAAUCUAGUGAAACUGCUGAGGAUGAAAUCAUGGUUGCUGAGGGCAGCGAUGACUCUGAUGCUGAAGAAGCCCAAGAGAUCUUAGAGAUUCACAAGAAGACCAAGGAGAAAUUCCGAAAAGCUUUCAGAUCUUACAAAGAGUCUCGGAAGAAGGUGAAAGAAAUCAGAAAAGGUCGUCAGCCGUAUUAUCCUGUAGUUGCACUGAAUCAGCCUCCUUCAGAAGCUCCUGCAUCAUCGACACAGGUGCCUUUGCAGAAACAACAGUUCAAGUAUGAUCGGAAAACUGCUGGAAAUGCAAAGGGUGCUCCAAAGAAACGUCCUGACCAGAAGGGAUCCCGAAAAGAAGAAGCAAAUUUGACUGAAACAUCGUUUAUUACAUCAUUCAACUACAUGGUGGAGACCAACAACACAGCAUUUUCAGAGGAAAUCUUGUUGACAAGCAUCCCCAUGGGUUUUGCAAUUUUGGAUGCUGGAUGUACAACAUCGGUCAUUGGUCAGGAAUGUGCAGAACGUUUGAUUGAGUUUUUGAAGAAUCAUCAACUUCCACUUCCAGAAGAAAAGGUUUUACCUCCUGUUGAACUGAAAGGAUUUUCUGGUGAGGCCACUACAACGACUCGUGGUUUAAUCUGGUACGUCAAGCUGGGUAACACAUGGGGAACCAUUUCAACCUAUGUUAUUCCUGGGAAGACUGCAUUCCUGUUAUCACGAAGAGUUUUGGAGGGAAUGGAUGCUCAGAUUCAUGUUGGUCGCAAGACGCUGUCAUCAGAAAAGCAUGGUAUUUCUGAGAUGUCCCUGCGACAAGCCUCCAACGGUCACCUUCUGAUGCCUUUAUGGGAGUUGCCUGAUGAUUGGAAUGUUGGUGAAGUACAUCUAGAAGAAGUAGCGCACGAUGAAUCUAGCCAUGAAUCUCAACCCGAAGAACAUGAGCCCAAUCACCUGCCAACUGCAGCAAGCCCGCAUGAGUCUGCAGUCCAACGAGCAGAGGACAGCCGUGCUGCCAGCCCCAUGGGUGGCAGUCCAAAAGCCAAAAAUACCCCUGGUAAGAAAGGAGUCCAGCAAGUCAAUUUAGCCCUGUUUGCAUACCGUGAGUCGCAGCCAGACAGUGCCGCCUACAAGUUGAAGCAGCCUGUCUCCAUGAUCGAGGUUUUCACAGAUGUUGCACCACUUGCCAGCCAAAUGGAAGUUCAGUCGCAGCAGAAUGUGAUUAGGAUUGUCUCCAAAGCCUUGGUCCAAGAGUCCCUGCAGUCCGACCAACCCAGUGGUCAUUGGUCUGAAGAACUGUUUGCCGCUGAGCCAUCCGAGCAAGUUGACGCACCUGAUUCGGAGGGCGGUCAAAUAGUUGAGAUAACUGAAGAUAAGGCCAAAGCCAUCAUAGCCAAACUGCAUGUGAACACAGGACAUGCCUCUCCGGAACAGAUGUUGCGCCUUGCAAACCGAUGCCAGUCUUCCGAGACCAUCAAACGGGUCAUUCGUAACUUCAAGUGCUCAGUCUGCGAAGAACUCAAGGUUCCAACAGUUCGCCGAAAAGCCACAAUGCCUCACACUGACAAGCCUAACCAGGUCGUUGGUAUCGACUAUGUUCAGGUUGAACUUACAAAAGAUGAUGGUGAAGGCAAUGAGAUUGAGCACAAGUUCAAUGUCCUGACCUGCGUUUGCUUGGCCACAGAUUUUGCACAGCAAAUAAUAGUGCCGCCUGGACCAAAUGCCUUGUCCAAAGCUUUUCACCAAGCCUGGACGCGUGCCUAUGGAGAGGAAGCCUCAAAAGCUUUCAUAGAAGAGCAUGCCAAAGAUGUCUGGCGCCGUGCCAUCAUGGGUAGGAAUAGACCAGUCCCUGAAGACGAAGACACAUUCAGAGAGCUUGCACGAAGCCUUGCCGAAGGUAAGCUACAUCCCGAUGUCAUCGAAGCUGAACAGUCUGCGAUCAAACCUGCUGGUUCCUUUAAGGAUCUCAUGGAUGAAGUGCCAGACGAUGCUGACUUCGAACUCACCUCUGACCUGGAAGAUGAACCUGAUGAUAAGUUGGGUAAGGGGGUAAAGCGUAGCAUAGAGGGCGAGGGUGAGCUUAGAAGGGUGUCACAACGUUUCUACAGGAGCCCUGAAUAUUGGCGUAACCGGUCAAUGGGUAUGCCACCACUCGGUGCCAAGCAAGAAGGAGUUUUGCCUGAACUUGUGUCGUUGGAAAACAUGGGGGAUAUGCCAGUCUCUAAAAGAGUAAGAAUAGAUGAGGAACAACCUGAAGAGUUAGAAUAUGAACCAUCUAUUGCUCCCACUGAAGAGCUGCAAAACCCAAGUGACGCAGUGAUGGAUGAAACGGAUCCACCAAUGGAACCAGACCUCACGCAAGCUGCAAGCUCCGAAGCCAUGCCGAAUGCUGCACCAGCCGAUGCAGUUCCGUCCACCAUGGACAAUGAUGGUGAUGUUGUCAUGCCCCAUGAAGUCCCAGUGCCUGAUGAUGAAGAAGGACUUCUGACCGAAACCAACACUGCCGAAGUCUUAGAGGUAUCCAUGGAUGUCCAUCCCGAGGAAUGGAUGUCGUUGACCGACGACGAUCUAUACCGCCUUGAAAAGGCAGCUUAUGGACUUGCCGAGGUCUCCAUGGCCAGUGGAUUGUUGCUUCGUGCCGUGAAGCAUGGGCAAGAGCAGCAGUUGAUGAACGUGGUUCAAAACGCUCCAAGUGUCAAGCAUCUAUGGGUGAAAGGCGCCUCUGUCCUUUCAGAUAUUCGUGGACUCCUUCAAGGAGAUGUUCCUUGUCCCUCCGGUAUGUCGGAUGCCUCCAAACGCCGAUUGGAUGUUGAUGAUGACAUUCAGUCUUGGGAAAAGAUGUCCGGAUAUUCUGAGGUCCCUGAUGAUGCGACCUACUUGGCAGCUUUGCCAGCCAGUGCUGGGAUUCCACCGCCAUACCCUGAUGGCACCAGUCCUCUUCUGCAAGUGAUGAAGGAAGCCGGCGAUGACUCAUCUAUCCCGUUUCCAGAUAAGGUGAAGUCAAUUCAUGCAUGGGGGAAUUGUGUUUGUAAAACAGAUAAGUUUGCAAAAGAGAAGAUCAGCUAUUUCGAGUUGAUCCACCGUGCCAAGACCGACACGGAUGUAUGCCAGUACUUGAAUUUUAUCAAAGGCCGCUUGGGCUACUCACCCGGAGUGACGCCAAAUGAUGAGAAGAUCACCCCCGGCAAGGAUCUUGCCAGGUUUUUGCAGAAGUAUAAGUGGAAUCCAACUGGUGGUCCAAAGGAGUCUUUCAGCCGAGACUUCAAAUGA
This is a messenger RNA of Cladocopium goreaui, 4362 nucleotides long. The record is from the annotation of a GenBank genome assembly. Lineage: Eukaryota; Dinophyceae; Suessiales; Symbiodiniaceae.